UCCAAGGUGUCCCAAUACCUACAACACCAACACCAACAACACCAUUCUCGUGCAAACCUGGUUCUACUGAUUCAAGGUGUCCUCCAAUCUGCUACCCAGGCUCUAAAGAUCCACGAUGUCCCAAACCUACAACACCAAGACCAACAACACCAUUCUCGUGCAGGCCAGGAUCAACUGAUCGAAGGUGUCCUCCUGUCUGCUACCCAGGCUCUACAGAUCCACGAUGUCCCAAACCUACAACACCAAGACCAACAACACCAUUCUCCGUGCAGGCCAGGAUCAACUGAUCCAAGGUGUCCUCCUGCCUGCUACCCAGGCUCUACUGAUCCACGAUGUCCCAAACCUACAACACCAAGACCAACAACACGCAGACCAACAACACCAUUCACAUGCAAGCCUGGCUCCACUGAUCCAAGGUGUACUCCAGUCUGCUAUCCAGGAUCUCCUGAUCGAAGAUGUCCCAAACCUACAACACCAAGACCAACAACACCAUUCUCAUGCAGGCCAGGAUCAACUGAUCCAAGGUGUCCUCCAGCCUGCUACCCAGGCUCUAAAGAUCCACGAUGUCCCAAACCUACAACACCAAGACCAACAACACCAUUCUCAUGCAGGCCAGGAUCAACUGAUCCAAGGUGUCCUCCUGAUUGCUACCCAGGCUCUAAAGAUCCACGAUGUCCCAAACCUACAACACCAAGACCAACAACACCAUUCUCAUGCAGGCCAGGAUCAACUGAUCCAAGGUGUCCUCCUGAUUGCUACCCAGGCUCUAAAGAUCCACGGUGUCCCAAACCUACAACACCAAGACCAACAACACGCAGACCAACAACACCAUUCUCAUGCAAGCCUGGCUCCACUGAUCCAAGGUGUACCCCAGUCUGCUAUCCAGGAUCAACUGAUCGAAGGUGUCCCAAACCUACAACACCAAGACCAACAACACCAUUCUCGUGCAGGCCAGGAUCAACUGAUCGAAGAUGUCGUCCAAUCUGCUUCCCAGACUCUACAGAUCCACGGUGUCCCAAACCUACAACACCAAGACCAACAACACGCAGACCAACAACACCAUUCUCAUGCAGGCCAGGAUCAACUGAUCCAAGGUGUCCUCCUGUCUGCUACCCAGGCUCUACAGAUCCACGGUGUCCCAAACCUACAACACCAAGACCAACAACACGCAGACCAACAACACCAUUCUCAUGCAGGCCAGGAUCAACUGAUCCAAGGUGUCCUCCUGUCUGCUACCCAGGCUCUACAGAUCCACGGUGUCCCAAACCUACAACACCAAGACCAACAACACGCAGACCAACAACACCAUUCUCAUGCAGGGCCAGGAUCAGACUGAUCCAAGGUGUCCUCCUGUCUGCUACCCAGGCUCUACAGAUCCACGGUGUCCCGAACCUACAACAAGACCAUCUACCACAACAAGUAGACCAACAACCACUAUUCACAUGCAAGCCUGGCUCUACUGAUCCAAGAUGUCGUCCAGUCUGUUAUCCAGGCUCUAUUGAUCCAAGGUGUCCCAAGUCUACAACACCGAAACCAACAACACCAAGAACCACAACAACUACACCAACAACACAAUUCACAUGCAAGCCUGGCUCUACUGAUCCAAGGGUGUCGUCCAGUCUGUUACCCAGGCUCUACUGAUCCAAGGUGUCCCACGUCUACAACACCAAGAACCACAACAGCUAGACCAACAACUCGAUUCACAUGCAAGCCCGGCUCUACCGAUCCAAGGUGUCCUCCAGUCUGUUACCCAGGCUCUACAGAUCCAAGGUGUCCAAGGACUACAACACCAAGAACAACAACACAGAGACCAACAACAUCACCAACCACGUAUGUCCCUGAUGGUUCUAGAACCAGCACGAAAACGAAACCUGGUGAUGACUUCCACGCUGAGGACGCUGAUCCCCGCUACCAUGCCUUCCACUCCUGGCUUUAUCUGCCUCCUCCUCGUCCUCGUAGCCACGCUGGACGUCGCCGUCGCGCCAUUGGGCCAAGGCAAGAGCAUGACAGUGAACCUUGGUGUACAGCAGUUAGUGACUGGACCUGGAAAGACCUCACGUGCUAUAUCUAUUGAUAUUGAAGGGGACAAUCUCCUGGUGGAACUGGAGGAGGCCGGCCGGAUGGUAUUGCCCAUGAAAGACGCUACACCGAAGGUGGAGGAAGUAGAAUUGGACUACGGCACCGACACCAAGAUUGAUGUCAAGGAUGAAUCUCUUACCAUGGUUGAGGAGGAUAACUCCAGAAAGCCAUCGGGCAAAGCGGUUCGCAUUUGUAAAGGAAGACCAGUCAACAGUAAUGUCCAGCUACGGCAUGCUCUUCCUGGUACUGGGGGUGACCGCGGCACUAGUGGGCGCUGCUGUUGCUGUGCGUGCCACCCUCGCUCGAAGUAGGAGGAAAAGUGAAGUAAUUUCUUAUGCUUAACAUAAAUUUGGUGUGCACUGGUGAACAUUCCGUCCCUUGAUUAUCCGAACUUGCAUAAGCAAAACAGUCCACUGCGAGUCAUGCAACAAAGUUUGUUGUAUUAACUGUCAGCAAGUCUGAAGAAAAAUAUAAUUACAGUAUUUUUUAUAGAACAAAAAUUUGUAUUAAUAAAUGCAAUGUAUCACAUGCCAUGUCAGCAACAUUCAGCGGCGGUCUCUGAGCUGGCUCGGAGUCCCUCAAUGCUGGAACUCCACCUUUCCUUGCAGCCCUGUCCCUUCCUGCCAGUCCUUCACCCUUCCCGCAGACCCGAUCUACCCAAACUAUUAAACCAUCUCAAACUUAUAAACUCAUCUACCCCUACGCCAGGAGCUACACAACUAAACAUACCACAAGAAUCGAAAUUCCCACAAACAAAACUUUCUCCCUUAUCCCGUCCCUCGAGGCACACUCUGAGCCUCUCCCGGCAGCCGGCUGCCGAACAAAGCGGGAUUGGCAGUCGCGCAGCGGACAAGACCUAGGUCAUUGACUACCCCCUUGGUGGUCAUCGGAGUCAAUGUGACCCAAAUGUCUUUCUCUCCUAACAACACAGCUUUCUAUAAUGUAAAGUCACCCUGACAGUAGAGGCUCAAAUGACCCAUCUCAGAUACUAUUUCCUUUUUUCCUACCCUUUUCGUUUUCUCCUCCUUCCUCUUCUCUCUCUCUCUCCUCUCUCUCUCUCUCUCUCUCCUCUCUCUCUCUCUCUCUCUCUCUCUCUCUCUCUCUCUCUCUCUCUCCUCUCUCUCUCUCUCUCUCUCUCUCUCUCUCUCUCUCUCUCUCUCUCUCUUCCCCCACUUCUGAGCCGUAGCUAAUUCCCUGUUCUAUCUCCUCUUCUUCCUCUGCUCUAGCCAUCCCUACCGCGACUAGUUUGGACUGAAAACUGAAAGGUGCGCCUCUCAGUCCUUAGUUAAUUAAGGGGUAACGAGUGGGGUUAAUUCAUUGUCCUUAUAUAGUCAAUGAAGCUUCUUUUCUUUUGAUUUUUGUUUACGCCAUUGUUUACACGAGUCUACUGUGAUGUCAUGAAUGGGGCGUGAUUCUCUAGAUAAGGAUUAUGGUGUUAUUUGCGUCAUUAGGUUAAAAAUCAAAGGUUUAUUUUUCUCUCUAUCCAUUGUUGUUUGGUAACUUUUGUGUAUUUUUUCUAUGUUUGAAAUAAAUCUGAGUAUGUAUACCAAUU
Messenger RNA from Scylla paramamosain (green mud crab), 3631 nucleotides. RefSeq names its product mucin-2-like. The record is from RefSeq and is a predicted model, not a curated record. The annotation marks the transcript as partial. NCBI's taxonomy places the organism in Eukaryota, Metazoa, Arthropoda, Malacostraca, Decapoda, Portunidae. The transcript is spliced from 2 exons.